AUGGCGUCUUCCUCGUCUACAAACACCUCUAUUGGUGGCUCAUCUUCUGAUCCCUCAAUAUAUACCAAUUAUGUGAAUGUACAUUUGUCCAUUGACAAGUUAGAUGGCACAAAUUAUGCAACAUGGGCGUCCGACAUCAAACUUUGGUUGAAGAGUCAAGGGUACUUAGAUCAUCUUACUCAAAAUGUGACUACUGCUCCCAUAGAUGACACUUCCCGCUGGAUGAAAAUUGAUGCUCAGUUAUGCAUUGUUAUAAAGUCCACCAUUCACUCCUCACUGAAACAAAUGUUUCGAUCCUAUGAAACAUGUUCAGAAGUAUGGGCACAAGCGAAGUUGUUAUACACAAAUGACACUCAGCGUCUUUAUGGUGUUUGUCAGGACCUAUUAACUGUUAUUGGUUCGCGCAAUCCUGGUCCCAUGGCAGAAUAUUUGGGUAAAAUUCAUGCCCUUCUUCAUGACUUUAAUGAUAUAUUACCUCCUGCUUCUACUCCUGCUGAAGAAUUGGAACAACGAUCAAAGUUCUUCAUGUUGUUGGCAUUAUACGGACUCUCUGAUGAUGUUUCUCAUGUCCGUGAUCAAAUUUUGGGUUCUCCUGUCAUACCCAACUUUACUUCUACUUGUUCUGCUCUUUUGCGUAUACCGAGCAAACCUGUCACUGAGACAUCCCCUCACACUGAUGAUUCCUCUGUUAUGGCUGCUCAACAUGAUGAUCGCAGUCGGUCUCGCAAGCCAAGUAAAGGACGUCCAAAAUGUGACCAUUGUGGCAAGUUAGGCCACAAGAUUGAUAGAUGUUAUGCUCUCCAUGGACGUCCUCCUCGACCUGUAGCAAUGGCAAAUUCUGAUCCACCUCCCCGAUCACCGUCUGCAGACCAUCCUACUUCAUCUAAUAUCGUAGACAAACCUGCAAUCUUUAACGAAUUUCUCAGAUGGUAUGAGGAUCAUCAGCACUCUGGUUCCACUACAUCUGCAUCUGUUGCACGUACAGGACCGGAGUUCGAAACACAUGAUUGGCACAGGAUGUGAGUCUCAUGGCCUUUAUCAUCUCCGCCCUUCUCCACAUGUUGGCGUAGUCAUGGAGUCACCAUCCC
Molecule: messenger RNA, 1088 nt
Organism: Vigna angularis (adzuki bean)
Lineage: Eukaryota; Viridiplantae; Streptophyta; Magnoliopsida; Fabales; Fabaceae
Exons: 2
Coding region: 1-1023 (340 amino acids)
Source: RefSeq, a predicted model, not a curated record